UCCAGUCUUUGGAGGCCUAGCGGCCCGUCUCAUGUUAGUAUCCGGAAUCAGCACAUUCGAUUACCUAUUGUUCACUAAGUUUUAAGCUAGAAGCGAUUUAUCACUUGGUGUCCUUUCCUCGUAAGUAUGAUUAAUUGUUGAUUUUAAGUCAUUAAAUGGUUUUUGUUAUUCACCGUUUUAUUCUGUAGUAGAGUAAGUAUAUAAGAAACAUGAUUUGAACGAGAAAUAUUCUUCUUUUCAGAUUAUCUUUUUAGUUUAGCUUAAAACGAGUUGUCAAGAGUAUUCUCUUUAGUUUCCUCAGAGCUGACUUUUUGUUUCGAUUUGAGUCAGCUUUGAAUCGAGGAGCCCAGUUGACUGUUAAACUAAAAAUUCUCCGAUUAAUGGCUAUUAAUCGCUAAAAAAUCAUCGAUUUAUUGCCGAUUUUGACUACAUGGGGUUUUUCAAACUAGAUAAGAAAACAUAAUGGCGAGAAGUUGAUUCUACACUCAUUACUGACGUAUUCAUCUGAUUUAUUUUUUUCCUAGACCGUUAUACAGACCAGAUAGAUAACAAAUUGAGACAUAUCCGCAGAGAAAAUAAACAAUUAGAAAGAGAUAUCUUUGUAUUACAAAAGAAAUUUAAAAGCUUAAAUACAAGUGAGUGCAAGAUUAUUUACUUGUCGUUCUCACUGACUCUUUAAUGUUGCAGCUACACACAAUCCUUCAAAUGAUCACUAUCAUCCUCCUCACCCAAUUGUUGACUCUGUAAUGACAUAUAGGUCGAAUAAUCAACAACAGAUUCAUUCAAGGCAAGAUUCGACAAUUAUUUUAUUAUUUCUAUUUUUACUCACUGUAGUGUUUUGCUAUUAUUUAGAAGAGGUACUAUUUCGCUCUCACGAGUAUCACCUCGUUCACGCGUGAAGAACCAUGAUCAUCAUACAUCAGAUAUACCGGCAGAUCAAGUUUCAAGUGUGAAACAAGAAUCACAGAUCACAACUCAAACAACAACUUCCGUUAGUCCGACGAUGAGUUUGUUGUCAUCAGAUAUCAGUGAACUAGCAGAACGUCUACCUUUCAAGCUAGUCGGAGGUUUUGUAAUAUUUUUUGAUUUUAUUUAUGAUAUGAAACCGUCAACUGAAUUAUGUAAACUUGUUAUUUGUCUACAUCAUCCAAAAUCGGGGCUAGGCGAGCCAUCACAGUUACAAUCAUUCAGAUGUAAUUCAUUUGUUGAUCAAAACGGACAAAAGACGAACGUAGCAUUAAUCGCCACCAAACAACCGGUUCCACGUUGUUCACCUGAACAAGCUUUGACAAUCGUAAUCGAGGUCCAAACAGCUAAUUAUCCAUCCUAUUAUACUCAGCUGCAAACAACGUCAUGGGCAAAAAUUCCUCUAUUUGAUCGUAAUAAUCGUUUACUUAAUGGACGUUGGAAAGUACCUAUGCGUAGUUUACCAAUGCAGUGUGAUGCCAGUCUAGCGAUAAUCAACACACUUCCCACGGACGGAACGAUGGAAUUACACUAUCGGUUGGUUGAUACUAAUGAUGCUGAAGAACAAACAAAAGCGCCCCUGUCACCCACUUGCAAAGAUUUAUAUGUCUAUAUGAUCCCGGUAAGGAGAACUGUUUCAAUUGUGAGUGCUCGGGCUCAAUGA
Messenger RNA from Didymodactylos carnosus, 1630 nucleotides. The record is from the annotation of a GenBank genome assembly. Lineage: Eukaryota; Metazoa; Rotifera; Eurotatoria; Philodinida; Philodinidae.